UCUGCUCGCGGCCCUUGUUUGUGUUUGCGGCAAAUAGACUAUUUUGAAGAGAUGUGAUGGGUUUACUUACAAUUUUAAAGAAAAUGAAGCAAAAAGAGAAGGAAAUGAGACUAUUAAUGUUAGGAUUAGAUAAUGCUGGCAAGACUACCAUUUUGAAGAAAUUCAAUGGUGAAGAUAUCAGUGUUAUUUCUCCAACUCUUGGAUUUAAUAUUAAAACACUUGAGCAUAGAGGGUUCAAACUCAAUAUGUGGGAUGUUGGUGGACAAAAGUCUCUGAGAUCGUACUGGAAAAAUUAUUUUGAAAGUACAGAUGGCUUGAUCUGGGUUGUUGAUAGUGCAGAUCGUCGCCGUUUGCAGGACUGCCGAGAUGAAUUACGAACCUUGCUGUUGGAAGAAAGGCUUUCUGGUGCUACACUGUUAGUAUUUGCAAAUAAGCAAGAUUUACCUGGAGCUCUGACAUCAGAAGACAUAAAAGAUCUAAUGGAAUUGAGUCAAAUUAAAACUCAUCACUGGCAGAUAGUGCCUUGCAGUGCUGUUACUGGUGAAAACUUAUUAAUAGGAAUAGACUGGAUUUUAGAUGAUAUUGCAGCAAGAAUAUUUACCUUAGACUGAAGUUUAAGUACCUGUUGUCAUUAACAUAAUGUGUAAUUUAUCCCUCUGCAUUUUAAAUACGUAUUAUUUUUCAGUUUCUAAAUCAUUCACUGAAUUUAUCAAUCAGUUUCUUCAUGCUAAGUUUAUUUUAUCAUCAUUCCAUUUUUGUUAGUAUUGAAUGCUACGAUUUAAAAAAUUAUGUUGAAGUGAAUAUAUAGUCUAUUAACCAAAAGCAAAAUGGAAUUAAAAAAAAAGAAUUGUAAUGUAUGUAAUUGUAAUAUAUAUAUUCCUGUUAUUUAUUGAAAAUUAUAUCAUAGACAUUGGUUUGUUUGUAAAAGUGCAUAUAGAUUUCCAGAAAGUUUUAAAACAUUGAAAAUUUUUAAAUGUGUGUUGAAAUUAGGUAGGGUUUUGAGAUUUUCUACUAUACCUUCAAAUUAAAAACCAUUAAUUUUCAAUGUGCAGAUUGAAAAUAAUCUUAGGUUUCAUGAUACAUGUUAAAAAUAUAUACACCUACCUAGAAUAUUAAUAAGCUAAUACAAAUAUUUAGCGAGUUGGAAUUGAAUAUAAUCUCAUAAUAGUUCAAAAAUUCGAUCUCUUUUUCAAACCUAUAGUUAAAGAAUGAAUUUUUAAUAUUUCAUGUAUAAUUUGAAAUAUCUUUUUUUUUGGAUUAUAAAUCUCAGUUUCAACUGUAUGAUCUUAAAAAAGACUUAGAGUGCAAGUACUUCUGUAAAAACUAGUAUUUUUAUAGAAAGUGUUAUUUGACAUUAAGUGACAACUAUACUUUUGAUGCACUUAAUUUCAUAUUUUAAGAAGUUGUCAACCUGACAUAGUAAUUCUUCCUGUUUCUUGUAUUAAAUAAUUUCUUAGUUUUUGUUCUGUCAUUACCUAAUGGUGUCAGGAUUUAAUUGUUCAGGGGUAUAUAGGAUGCCUAUAAAACUUGUCAUAAAAUUCCAGCGAAUCGAAAUGUAUCAGUAAAAAGUAUUUUUACCAUUAUUGUAGUUGGAAAAAAAUAUUUGGAGGAAUGCACCUUUUUUUAUUGGGUAUAUGCUAUGGUUGGUGAAUUUUAGUUAGGCCAAAAAAGCUUAGUUUUGAUUACUUAUAUCACCUUUUAUUCAAAAAGUAGGCAUUAGUUUUCUUAAAAGGAUAGUUUCCAGCUAAUUAACAUUAUUUUUUAAAAACUUUUACAAUAAUUAACCCAAUAUUUUAGGGGAAGCCCCCCUCACACUUACAGCAAUGGUUUCUAGAACAAUAAUUAUUAUUCUUCCCUUAAAAAUGAAAACUUAGUUGACAUCAUGAAAAUACCUUUGGUUUUGUUGUUGUUCAGAAGUUUUGACAUAUAUUAAUCACUUUUACUUUUCAUCAUCACAUAGCUGUUUCAAAAUAUUUUCCUUUCAGAAUAAUUGAAAUUUCAUUGUUUAAGGUAACUUUUGUAAAAAAAAAAAAAAAAAUCUUAGGAGGAAAUAUACCCCUUCCCUUUUGUGUGAAAAUAAUGAAUAAUAUUCUAUGUAUUCGGUGAAAGUUGCUUUUUUUAAAAUAUUUAUUUUCUUUCAACUUUAACUCCAAAAUGUUGAUAUUUUCCCAAUAGACUGGAUUGAUAAUAUGUUUUCACAGCUAGACAUAUAAUGCACAAACGUUUGAGUGUUUUUAUAUAAUCGAAUGUGAAUACAACAUUCUGUCUUACAAUUUUAUUAAAAAAUAUGUGUUCAAAUGUAUUUAUUUCUUAAGUCAAACCUUAGUGUAAAAUUGUUCUGUUAUUUGGAAUCUUAUUCAUGUAAAAGUUAAUUUAAUAUUUUAUAUGUGUUGUGAAAUAAAAUUUGU
Uloborus diversus is the source of this 2408-nucleotide messenger RNA. RefSeq names its product ADP-ribosylation factor-like protein 2 (gene Arl2). Gene Ontology annotation, biological process: protein folding. The record is from RefSeq and is a predicted model, not a curated record. Lineage: Eukaryota; Metazoa; Arthropoda; Arachnida; Araneae; Uloboridae. Gene Ontology annotation, molecular function: GTP binding; GTPase activity. The coding region runs from base 57 to 611 and encodes 184 amino acids. The transcript is spliced from 5 exons. Gene Ontology annotation, cellular component: microtubule cytoskeleton; cytoplasm.